GCAGGGCGUGCGCUUACCCCUAUUAGUUUCUCAUCCAACAAUCGUCAGCUACCCUUUCCCUUCCAUGUGUAAGCAGCGCUAAGUUGAAGCCAUUUUCCUGCUUUCUCUCCUAUUAAGCCAUGUUUAGAGCCUUGAGUACACGGAGAAGCCAUCGGAGAUAUGAAAAACUAGCCGAUGAGCCUGCAGUUGGUACGUUGGAGGUGAAGUUAAAGAGGUCUACAAGCUUGCCAGCUCGAGUAUUCGGUUCAUUAACAAAGUCAACGCCGGAAUUAGCCUUUCCAGACAGCUCUCAGGUGAAGCAUACAAACAAGGUUACCAAGAGCCACCCACUCUUUAGCCUCUUCAACGCUCGUCGCAAGAAGAAAACUACAGCCAAGCCGGAAUUUGCAAGGUAUCUAGAGUAUCUCAAGGAGGGAGGGGUUUGGGAUAUGAAUUCCAAUAUGCCUGUAAUCUAUUACAAAUGAAAAGCUGCUGUUGUAUUUUGUUUGUAAUUUAUAUGCCUUCAUGAUUUGAAUUUGAUUUCUCUUAA
Alnus glutinosa is the source of this 529-nucleotide messenger RNA. RefSeq lists its product as uncharacterized. The coding region runs from base 120 to 464 and encodes 114 amino acids. The transcript has a single exon. The record is from RefSeq and is a predicted model, not a curated record. Lineage: Eukaryota; Viridiplantae; Streptophyta; Magnoliopsida; Fagales; Betulaceae.